Messenger RNA from Acanthamoeba castellanii str. Neff, 927 nucleotides. RefSeq lists its product as uncharacterized. The coding region runs from base 1 to 927 and encodes 308 amino acids. The transcript has a single exon. NCBI's taxonomy places the organism in Eukaryota, Discosea, Longamoebia, Acanthamoebidae. The record is from RefSeq and is a predicted model, not a curated record.
AUGGAGGAGUUGGACGACGACGAAGAAGAGGAGGAAGAACAGGAGGCCGAGGAAGUCGAGGUGGGCGGCGAGGCCCCGUUGCGACGGAAGAGGAAAGGCAGGGCCAAACCCGCAAAAUCGAGUAAGCGGCGAAAGACUUCGUCGUCGUCAAAGCGGUCGGGCAAAUCGACGGGCGGCAACGACAGCGACAAUGACGAGGACUACAACGAUAACAACAACGAGGGUUCGGCGAACGAGUUUCGAUUCUUGGCGGCCGACGGCAGCAGCAGCAGCGCCAAGCUGACGGAGCGCGAGAGGCGUCUGAUGGAGCGACAGAAGCACAAGCAGCGCAUGCUCGAGGAGCGGAUGCUGGGCCACGACUCGGUCGUGGGUCGAAACAAGGGCAAAGAGAAGGACCCCGCAGAGGAAGACCAAGAAGAGGAGGACGAGGAGACAACGACUACGACCACCACGACCACCACCAGGCACACCGCAAGGAGGAACGGGCCGAGGGCGGACGAAGAUUACGACGAAGACGAUGAUGACGAAGAGGAGGGUGACGAGGACGAGGAGACAGAGGCGCCACCGGCAGCGCAGCGGCCCUACGGCGCGGCGUCGCACUGCGAGCGGUGCGCCACCGCCGAGGACGAGCUGCGGCGAAAGAACGAAGAGCUGCGACAGAAGAACGAAGAGCUGCGACAGAAGAACGAAGAGCUGGCGGCUCUGCGACAGCGCGUGCGCGAGCUCGAGUCACUUCAGCUUCAGCCGCUCGAGCUUCAGACCCAGCAGCAGUCGCCGCAGCCCAAGCCUGAGCCCUUCCUACAGGAGGCGGCGCCGGUGGUGCAAACCACCACCACCGCCGAGGUGGCUUACCACCCGCACAUCCUCAUCAAACCCGAUCCCGAUCUCGAUCCCGAGCCGGCCUACGAGUUCAUCGAGUUCUUGUAA